This is a messenger RNA of Aegilops tauschii subsp. strangulata, 2187 nucleotides long. Its product is annotated as tyrosine N-monooxygenase-like. Lineage: Eukaryota; Viridiplantae; Streptophyta; Magnoliopsida; Poales; Poaceae. The record is from RefSeq and is a predicted model, not a curated record. Gene Ontology annotation, molecular function: monooxygenase activity; heme binding; iron ion binding.
AUCAUAAUUUAAUACUUAAUUUUGUUUAUUUAAUUUUAUAUCAUCUUAAAAUUGCCCAGUUCGCAUGCAUGAUAAUAGUUAUAAUACAUAAUUUCAAGUUGCGAUAUUCCAAAACAAAUCGGACCAAAUUCCUGCCUUCAAGGCGCGAUCUCCACCAGCAUUUACAUUUACUAAUCCAAAUCGGUACGCAAAGACCAAUACCCUAAGGCCCUACGGCGCGAUCUCCACCUUUAUAUUGAGCUAAACUUCAACCCACGGCCACAACAUGGAGAAGUGCUCGUCCAACGCCACUGCCACCAUGCCACUAGUGAACGCCGGCGCACCGGCGCUUGCAAUGCUAGCCGCAACGGCUGCCACCAUCGUGCUCCUUCUCGCGUUCCUGCGGCGCCAGAGCAGCAAGACCACCCUGUCCAGGCGCGGCGGGCUGCCGCCGGGGCCCGCGGGGCUGCCUGUGCUGGGCAACAUGCACCAGAUGCUCGCGAACAAGCCCGUCUUCCGGUGGCUGCACCGCCUGCUGGAGCACGCCGGCGGGGAGAUCGUGCGCGUGCGCCUCGGCCCCGUGCACGUCGUCGUCGUGGCGUGCCCAGCGAUGGCCCGGGAGGUGCUGCGCAAGAACGACGCCGUGUUCGCGGACCGGCCGACCACGUUCGCGGCCGAGUCCUUCAGCGUGGGCUACCGCAGCGCCAGCAUCUCCCCCUACGGCGACCAGUGGAGGAAGAUGCGGCGCGUCCUCACCGCCGAGGUCCUCUCCCCGGCCACCGAGCACCGCCUCCGCGGCGCCCGUGAGGAAGAGGCCGACCACAUGCUGCGGUGGGUGCACGCCCAGUGCAAUGCCUGCGGCAUCAUCGACGUGCGCCACCUUGCCAGGCACUUCUGCGGCAACCUCAUCCGGAGGCUCACCCUGGGGCGACGGCAUUUCCGCGACCAGCAGCCGGACGCCGUCGGGGCGCCGGGGCCCGACGAAGAGGAGCACGUGGACGCGCUGUUCGCGGUGCUCAGCUACCUCGACGCGUUCGCCGUGUCCGACUACUUCCCGGCACUGGUCGGCCUCGACCUGGACGGCCACGAGAAGGUCAUCAGGGGCGUGAUGAGGACGCUGAACCGGCUGCACGACCCCGUCAUCGAGGAGCGGGUGGAGGAGUGGCGGUUGCUGCGGAAAGCCGGCGAGCGGCGCGAUGUUGCCGACUUCCUCGACGUGCUCGCCUCGCUUGACGGCGCGGGCGGGCGGCCGCUCCUCACCGUGGAAGAGAUCAAGGCACAGGCCAUUGAUAUCAUGAUUGCUAGCGUGGACAACCCAUCGAACGCGGUGGAGUGGGCGCUGGCGGAGAUGAUGAACAAGCCGGAGCUGAUGCGGAAGGCGAUGGAGGAGCUCGACGCCGUCGUCGGCCGGGACCGGCUGGUCCAGGAGCCCGACCUCCGCAGCCUCAACUACCUCAAGGCCUGCAUCCGGGAGGCCUUCCGCCUCCACCCGUACCACCCGCUCAACCCGCCCCGCGUCGCCAUGGCCGACACCACCGUCGCCGGCUACUCGGUCCCCAGGGGCAGCCAGGUCGUCCUGAGCCGCGUCGCCCUCGGGCGGAACCCCAGGGUGUGGGCCGACCCGCUCGAGUUCCGGCCGGAGCGGCACCUGGCCGGCGACGACGCCGCCGUGGCGCUCAGCGAGCCGGAGCUGCGGUUCGUGUCCUUCAGCACCGGGCGGCGGGGCUGCCCCGGGAUCGCGCUCGGCACCCUCUUCACCGUCAUGCUGUUCGCGCGGCUCCUGCAGGGGUUCACUUGGAGCUUGCCGCCCGGCGUAGAUGGAGUUGAGCUGCGCGAGGCGGAGGCGAGCCUCGUGCUGGCGGAGCCGUUGCGCCUGCAGGCUAAGCCGCGGCUGCCGGCGCAUCUCUAUGGGCCUGAGUACGACUGUUCCUCGCGAAACCUAUAGAAGGAAGGGCAAAUGCUUUGUGUAGCUGGCUAGCCGCUGUACGUGCCCGCGGGCGUAAGUGUCUGAGCCCCGGUAUCUCCAGUGAACGUGUCUGUAUCGAAUAAAUCGCCUGUUCCUUUUUUCAGGUUUUGUAUGUCCAACCCAGCUGCCAGUGAACCAGUGGAGACCAGAGCUGAACCAUAUCUUAAGGCCAUGUACAUCGUAAGAUAGAAGGUCAUAUGGACAAUAUAAUAAAGUGCUUAGAGAGAUGCUUUAAAGAUAAA